AAUCAAGGAGAAGCUUUCGAGGUGGUGAUCUCUGAAAUUGCUCAGUGAGCACCUCUAAUUAACGUGAUUUUUUUGAUGAUAAUCAGUCACAAUGGAAUCAAAUCAAAAAUCCGGGAAUGGAUUGGCCGGCACCCAGAAAGAAGCUGUCCUCCGCACAUUAAUUCAGCGCACAGGAUAUAAUUUGACUCAGGAAAAUGGCCAGAGAAAGUAUGGAGGGCCACCACCGGCCUGGGAUGGACCACCACCAGAAAGAGGCUCUGAGAUUUUCAUUGGAAAAUUACCACGAGACCUCUUUGAAGAUGAACUUAUACCAUUAUGCGAAAAAAUCGGUAAGAUCUACGAAAUGCGAAUGAUGAUGGACUUCAAUGGAAACAACAGGGGAUAUGCUUUUGUAACCUUUUCCAACAAACAAGAGGCCAAGAAUGCUAUCAGGCAACUGAACAAUUAUGAAAUCAGGAAUGGACGGCUCCUAGGGGUUUGUGCCAGUGUAGACAACUGCCGUUUAUUUGUAGGAGGAAUCCCUAAAACUAAGAAGAGGGAAGAAAUUUUAGCAGAAAUGAAGAAAGUUACAGAUGGCGUGAUUGAUGUGAUCGUAUACCCUAGUGCAGCCGACAAAACAAAAAACCGUGGAUUUGCUUUUGUGGAAUACAGCAGUCACCGGGCAGCAGCUAUGGCAAGGAGAAAAUUGCUACCAGGAAGGAUACAAUUAUGGGGACACCCUAUUGCAGUAGACUGGGCAGAGCCUGAGGUUGAAGUUGAUGAAGACACAAUGUCAUCAGUAAAAAUCCUCUAUGUGCGAAAUCUUAUGUUAUCAACGACGGAAGAGACUAUUGAAAAAGAAUUCAACAGUGUUAAACCAGGAUCAGUUGAACGAGUGAAGAAAAUCAGAGACUAUGCAUUUGUGCACUUUAAUAACCGAGAAGAGGCGGUGGAAGCCAUGAAAGCUCUGAAUGGGAAGGUGGUGGAUGGCUCUCCUAUUGAAGUUACGUUAGCUAAGCCAGUAGACAAAGACAGCUAUGUGCGAUACACCAGAGGCACAGGCGGACGAGGCACAGUUUUGCCAGAAUAUACCUAUACAUUUGGGCAUGUCUAUGAUCCUGCUACAGCCUACCUGGGAGCCCCAGUAUUUUAUGCACCUCAAGCCUAUGCUGCUAUUCCCAACCUCCAUUUUCCAGCUGCCAAAGCACAUCUGAGCAACAGGGGCAUUAUCAGGCCUCCAUCGAUUAGAGAAAUUUACAUGAAUGUACCUGUAGGGGCUGCCGGAGUUAGAGGACUAGGAGGCCGUGGCUACUUGGCUAACCCUGCCUUGGGUCGUGGAUACCAACUCAAAGGAGAAAAGAGGGGGGAGGACAAACUCUAUGAUCUUUUGCCUGGAAUGGAGCUUACACCAAUGAAUCAUGUCAGUUUAAAGCCACAAGGAAUCAAACUUGCUCCACAGAUAUUGGAAGAACUCUGUCAGAAGAACAACUGGGGGCAGCCUGUCUACCAGCUUCAUUCUGCUAUUGGCCAGGACCAAAGACAGCUGUUCUUAUAUAAGAUCACUAUUCCUGCCCUUGCCAGUCAAAAUCCAACUAUGCACCCCUUCACACCACCCAAGCUAAGUGCAUAUGUAGAUGAAGCCAAAACCUAUGCAGCAGAGUACACCCUUCAGACCUUGGGCAUUCCCUUAGAGGGAGCAGAGACUCCAACUGCUGCAGCUCCUUUUCCAGGGUACACCAUUGCUAAUGCAGCAGCAUCCGUGGCAGCCACUCAGCUCAAGCACACCGUGACUCUAGGACAAGAUUUGGCCACCUAUGCAGCGUAUGAAGCAUAUCCUGCAUUUGCAGUAGCUACUCGCAGUGAUGCUUAUGGAGCUUUUUAAAAAUAAACUUGCAUUAUAUAAAGUAAUGUUUCACCUUGAAUUAUGCUUUGGCAGGGGACAAGAGGUGCUUCAGGCUAAUGAUUAGUUGGACAGUGUAAUUUUGAAUUAAUGAUUGAGCAAAUUUAUUGAUGUAAGGAUAAUUUUUUGCUAGUAGAUUAGCAGUUUAGUCAUAAUAAAUAAUGCUAAACACUGAUAAGUUUUUUAUAAUGGUUUUAAGUAAUUUUAAACUGGAAAUUAUAAGCUUCAAAAGAAAAGAAAGCUUCUCAAAUAUAACAUGUGGGGUUUGUGUUUACAAAUAAUGAACCUUGAUGGAAAAUGCUCAAUAGUCUUUUUCAAAGUGUAAAAGACAUUUGGGCUCAUGUAGCUACUACACCCAAUGAUUUUCCAGUUUUUGUACAUUUUAUACAGUUAUUCUUUUCAGAAGUGACAACCCUGUGCACCAAGAGCCCACCAAAAAUGCUGUGUCCUACCCAUGAUGCUUCCAAUCGGUACAGUCACCAUUUUGGAUUGUGGCCCUUGUGUACUAGAAGAGACAUAGUGAAAAGCAACCAUUUCAAAGGUGCUGGCUUCUGUUUUGAGAAUCUCCAUUUUUACCCUUAAAAGAAAAAAGUGUUUCUGGUCCCCAUGAUGGUAGGAGACGAAAAAACUGAAAAUAUGCCAAUAGGGUUCCAAAGGUAAAUCAAUUGAACCCCCACCACAUUCUUGUCCAGAUACCACAUUCAACUGAUCUAAUGGUAUUUCAGGGGCAUAAUCAUUAUUUUGAAAUUGUUAGUUCCAAAUAUACCAUGUGAAGAUGCUGCUUGGUCUUUACUCGCUAUAUUCAUAAUAACAUGAGAACAUAAGAACUAGCCUGUUGGAUCAGACCAGAGUCCAUCUAGUCCAGCACUCUGCUACUCACAGUGGCC
Sphaerodactylus townsendi is the source of this 2766-nucleotide messenger RNA. It is a transcript of the gene A1CF, whose product is annotated as APOBEC1 complementation factor. The record is from RefSeq and is a predicted model, not a curated record. Bases 92 to 1861 code for a protein of 589 amino acids. The transcript has 12 exons. NCBI's taxonomy places the organism in Eukaryota, Metazoa, Chordata, Lepidosauria, Squamata, Sphaerodactylidae. Gene Ontology annotation, molecular function: mRNA binding. Gene Ontology annotation, cellular component: nucleus.